Messenger RNA from Adineta steineri, 1440 nucleotides. NCBI's taxonomy places the organism in Eukaryota, Metazoa, Rotifera, Eurotatoria, Adinetida, Adinetidae. The record is from the annotation of a GenBank genome assembly.
AUGGAAACAAAUCCUCUAUUAAAAUAUUGUCAAUCUCCGUAUGUUAUUAUUGGACUUGAUUUAAACAAAACUAAUUCUCUUAGUCAAUUGAACAAUGAAGAAUCAUUUGAGAUCAAACAAAUAUUUGAUAAUUUGGAUGAUUGUGAAGAUUUUAUAAAAAACCAAAUUAAUAAUGAUGAUAAAUUAAUCCUAAUUCUAAAUGAUAAUUUAUUAGAUGAACAAUUAAUAAAAAUAGAAAAUUAUUCUCAAAUCAAUGCAAUUUAUUUAUAUUCUCAAGAAGAAUUCAAAUGUAUUUAUAGAAAAAUCAAAAAGAAAAUAUUUAUUAAAUUAUUGAAAAAUUUUUGGUUUAUUUUAAGUUUAUUAAUUAGUUUACUAUUUGCUUAUUUAUUUCCUAAAUUAGGUUCAUCAGAUGGACCACUUCGUACUGAAUAUACUAUAAAAUGGGGUUGUGUUAUUCUUAUUUUCUUUUUAAGUGGUCUUUCAUUAUCAACAAAUAAUCUUCUGGAUCAAAUAUUCGAAAUUCGAUUACAUAUUUUAAUUCAAACAUUUUCUUUUCUAUUAUUUCCAUCUGUUAUUUAUGGUAUUUCAUUUUUACUUAUUAAAUUAUCUAUAAAUAAACUUUUAAUAAAUGGAAUUAUUGUCAUGUCUUGUACAUCGACAGCAAUUUCUACUAGUGUAAUUAUGACUAAAAAUGCAGGUGGAAAUGAAGGAAUAUCAUUACUCAAUGGAUUAAUUGGUAAUAUUCUUGGUAUAUUUAUUUCACCUGCAUUAAUUUAUUUAUUUAUGAAUAAUCCUUUAUUUGAAAUGGUUAAACAAAAACAUGAUAUUGAUAAUUAUAUUAAUGUUAUUUCUAAAUUAAGUUUAACUGUUUUAUUACCGUUGAUUAUUGGACAAAUAAUUCAUAGAAUUUGGAAAGAGAAAAUUUUAUGGGCAAAAAACAAAUUUUAUUUUACGGAAAUAAAUAGUUUCAUUUUAUUAAUUUUAGUUUGGUCAAUUCUUUGUAAUUUAUUUCAAAGUAAAUUAUUAUCAACAAUUAAUAAUAUAGAUUUAGUUAUUUUAAUUCUACUUAAUACAUUUAUUUAUUUUUUCUUUUCAUUUUUGUCUUUGUUUAUAUCGAGAUUACCAAAUUUAUUUAUUUGUCGCAAUCAAAAACAAAUUAAGUUUAUUCAACGUUGGAGAUUUUCUCAUGAAAAUACAAUUGCUUUUAUGUUUUCUAGUUCAACGAAAACAUUAGCACAAGGUAUUCCAUUGAUAACUUCGGUUUUUGCUAAUUCUAGCCAAGGUUUUAUUGGUAUAUUAACUAUUCCAUUGAUUCUUUAUUUUGUUCAACAAUUAAUAUUUGCUUCAAUUCAAGUUAUCUUUUUAAAACGUUGGAUUAAACAAUAUUAUUCGAAUAAGAACAAAUUAAUUAACUCGCCUAAUAUCGUUACCAAUAUUUAG